AUGGAGCCGCCACCACCACUUUCCCUGUUCAGCGGAUCGACGCGUAAGCAGAAUGUCGCCUGCGAUGCUUGUCGCGCAAAGAAGAUUCGUUGCCAGCGUAUCAGCACCACCCAACGUUGCGGACAAUGUGCAGCCAAGGACCUGGAGUGCACCUCCAACUACAUCGAACAGCUGCAGAACAAGCCUCGGCGACCUCGGCGGUUUAGGAGUAACGAGGACCGUGAGAAGAGGUCGGACGAGGACCACACCUCCCCUCCUCGACGUGUGUCGUCCACAACGUCUGGUCUUGGUCUCGACCCAGAAUCUAUCAAUAGUUCGGCGGCGUCAACAUCGUCGGGUCCAACGACGACGACGACGACUAUGCGUGUCGGCGACGCCGUCGCCCUUCUGUGGAUUCCAGGAGUAAACGACGUCCCUCCCAAUGGCGUCAACGGCGUCAACGGUGCCAGUGGCGUCACCUCUGUUUCGUCGUUUACUCGGUCGCCUGUAAAGAACGCUUCAGUUCGGCAGACUGAAAUGCUGCGCUACCUGUUUUGCCCAACACCAGUGCUCCACCACGACUGGCGAUACAGCGAUGUCGGGACCAUUGAGAACGCUCGCGGUGGCGCUUGCGACCUCUGGGAAGAGCAAGGGGGGUUGAUCUGGGACGAAGCCCCGACCAAUGCACACUUGGCCCUCUGGGCGGGUGGCGAGGUCGAACUCGAGUCGGUGGCUCUCGAACUUAUCGACUCAUUUUUCUCAAUUGUUGAGCCACGAGUGCCCAUCUUCGACGCUAGCAGCUUCAUGUCACGCUUCCAAAACCCAGAUGGCGACUUGGACGGCCCUCUCCCACAAUCGCUCCUCGCGGUGGUCCUUGCGUUUGGCGCCAAGUUUGUCGACCACGCGGCCUUCACUCUCGAUCGUGAAGAGUGCACUGGACGUGACAACGACAUUCCUGGCCGUACGCGCUCCCGCCUCGUCCAGCUCCUUACCAUCCGCGCUCGCGAGGUGGCCGAGACCAACAAGGUAUUCCGCACCCCGACACUAUCCAAUGUCCAAACACUCAUUCUCCUGGAAGGACUCCUGGCGUACUCCCCAAUGCUCAAGACCAGUUACAAUGCGUGCAACAUUGCCAUUGCCUCCCGUCUCCUUGAGCAGCUUGGAAUUGGCCCCUUGUUCCAGAUGUUUCAGUCGCGAGACGAGAGGAUGCGCACCGAGCUGACCAUGUUUGUCGUCGCCGGCAUCGAGACGGCUCUUUUCCGCCUGCGUCCAGACUCGUGGAGUGGCGAGUCCCUCGGCUCAUUGUCGUCCAACUGGGAGAAGCCAGUCGACGCGUUCCCGUGUCUCGCGCCCGACGGAGUGGCCGAAGACGUAUUCCUCCAGGCAGCGCGGACGGCAUCGAGCAUUGCCAAGAAGUUCUGCAAUGAAGUCUGGGUGCCCCGUGUGCGCGCGACUGGUGUCCCCCUGGGUACCCUGCGUGAAUUUGUCAACGACCACGGCACAUGGCGCGACUUGUACCUCACCACCCUCCAGAUGCCCCCCGAGUGGCUGGCUGGUGUUCCCAAGGCGUUUGACACCACCAUGCGUGCAAUGACGACCGAUAUCAUGUACCACGCUCUUUGGCUCGUCGCCGAGCGUGCAGUGCGCGACUAUGGCAUCAUGGAAGCCGAUGAGCCUGCCCGGCACAUGUGGACGUUUGAAGUACAGGCCAUGAGGCAGCGUCUCGAGUCCGAGGCCAUCCACUCGGCGCUGCGGAUUGUGUUGCUUGUGACAUACGCGACUGAGCACGGACUCCUGCGACUGGACCCGCUCAUCCUCUACCGCCCCAUUUACGACGCGGGCAUGUUCCUCGCACGCAGCGGCCGCGACGAGGCCCUCGGUGCGGUGAUGGGCUUGCGACAGUACGCCCAGCCAUACCCUCAAGUGUGGGAGCUGGCCAACGACAUUGAGAUGGUACUCGCCAAGGCCAACCCCGUUACCUUCAACCCUCAAUCCGCCGCCUUGCAAAGCCUCGCUGCCAGCUCCAUGGUUGCAGCCCAAGCACAAUAG
This is a messenger RNA of Apiotrichum porosum, 2028 nucleotides long. RefSeq lists its product as uncharacterized. Lineage: Eukaryota; Fungi; Basidiomycota; Tremellomycetes; Trichosporonales; Trichosporonaceae. The transcript has 5 exons. The record is from RefSeq and is a predicted model, not a curated record. Gene Ontology annotation, cellular component: nucleus. Gene Ontology annotation, biological process: DNA-templated transcription; regulation of DNA-templated transcription. Gene Ontology annotation, molecular function: DNA-binding transcription factor activity, RNA polymerase II-specific; zinc ion binding; DNA binding. The coding region runs from base 1 to 2028 and encodes 675 amino acids.